UUGUGUCUCGAGCUGGAAAAGCGGCUUGGGUAGCGGAGCACUCUCCCUGCGAGCCGAGGUGAGAGAGAGAGAGAGAGAGAGAGAGCGUGCGAAGCUGUAAGGAGGACCAGGGCAACUGCCGCCACCCCGUCUUGUUAGUCGGAUUGACCGGCGAAGAGGAAAAAGCAGCUCUUGUCACAUUGCAAGGAACGGAUAGACGGCUCCGCGAAAGAAAGGAGGUGUGCGUCUUUCUCUCUCUCUCUGUGUGUGGGGUGCAAUUGUGCCCAUCCGGGAGAAAAAGAAAAAAAAAAAAGGACAGGGCUGGAGGACGAAUUAAUGGGAAGAGGAAAGCCAACCAACAGCACUUCUUCCCCGCUGCACACCCGCGCGAGCCUGGUUCUCGUGGUUAUCCGUUGGAUAGGUUGAGGGAGACACUGCGGCGGCGGCGGCGGUUUUUGCCGAGGGAACGACGAGCCGGGUGAGAAGAGGAGGAAGAAGAAGAGGAGGAAGCUGCGGUGGGGAGCAGCAGUAGCAGCAGCAGAAGCAGCAGCCGCCGCCGCCGCAGCCGCCGCGGGAUUCUCUUGCUUUCACGUCCAGCCAGCCGGAGGGAAACCUCCAGGAUGCGGCUGAAACCGAGCGUCGUCUUGCGCUUAUACAGCCUCUGCGGGAUCCUUAUACAAGUGGCUACUACAAAAAGCAAAGCUAAAGGCAGCCAAGGCCAGUUCCCACUCACACAGAAUGUUACAGUUAUUGAGGGUGAAACAGCAACACUGACUUGUAGAGUUGAUCAAAAUGAUAACACCUCCCUCCAGUGGUCGAAUCCAGCUCAACAAACUUUGUACUUUGAUGACAAGAAAGCCUUGAGGGACAAUAGGAUUGAACUGCUUCGAGCUUCAUGGCAUGAAUUGACCAUUAGAGUCACCGAUGUUUCAUUGUCAGAUGAAGGGCAAUAUACCUGUUCUUUAUUUACUAUGCCUGUCAAGACAUCCAAGGCUUUUCUCACUGUUCUAGGUGUUCCAGAGACUCCUCAAAUUAGUGGAUUUAUUUCACCAAUUAUGGAAGGAGAUUGGAUGGAACUUACUUGCAAAACAUCUGGUAGUAAGCCAGCUGCAGAUAUUAGAUGGUUCAAAAAUGACAAAGAGGUGAAAGAUGUUAAAUAUUUAAAAGAAGAGGAUGCAAAUCGGAAAACAUUUACCGUUAGCAGCACAAUGAAUUACAGAGCAGAUCGUUCUGAUGAUGGUGCAGUUAUAAGUUGCAGAGUAGAUCAUGAAUCAUUGAACUCCACACCUCAGAUAGCAAUGCAAGUCCUAGAAAUACACUAUAUUCCUUCAGUUAAAAUAAUACCGUCCACACUGUGGCCAGAAGAAGGACUAUCUAUAACUUUGAUUUGUGAAUCCAAAGGAAAGCCAUUACCAGAUCCUGUAUUAUGGACAAAGGAUGGUGGAGAAUUACCCGAUCCAGAAAGAAUGGUUAUCAAUGGUAGGGAGCUACACAUUAAUCCCCUAAAUAGAACGGACAAUGGUACUUACAGAUGUGAAGCAGAAAACUCUAUUGGCCUAAACAGUGCAGAGUAUGUUCUUAUUAUACAUGAUGUUUCCAACAUUUUGCUUCCCACCACUGUCAUCCCCUCCCUUACCACUGCAACAGUCACAGCCACUGUAGCCUUAACAGGCAUAGACACAGUCACAUCGGCAACAGCCAUCAACACCCGAGAUCCCAAUACUUUGGCUGGAAGAAAUGUACCAGAUCAUGCUGUUAUAGGAGGAAUAGUAGCUGUUGUUGUCUUUGUCACAUUAUGCUCUAUAAUUCUUCUUGGUCGAUACCUGGCAAGACAUAAAGGAACAUAUUUAACAAAUGAAGCUAAGGGAGCUGAAGAUGCACCUGAUGCGGAUACAGCCAUUAUCAAUGCAGAAGGCAGUCAAGUUAAUGCAGAAGAGAAGAAAGAAUAUUUCAUAUAGAUGCAGACUUAGAUUCUUUGAACAUCACUACUCACAAGGCUGACUCUUGGAGAAAACUGGCUCUCAUCUUUCUGAAUUAAUUUAUCAUGUCUCCUUUCUACCCUUGUUAAAGUGCAUAAUUGCAUAAUUGCUCUCAGUUGCCAGUUUGUACCAACAAUCAGCCAUGAACAUAUUUUUUCUUUAAUUAUGAUACCAUUCAUAAUGCAGGACAUUUCUUAUUGCCUAAUCAUCAUAUACAUUGCUCUUUUAACAUACAGUGCUUGAAUAUACAGCCUUAACAAAUUUAAUCAUCAUCUGUUCACAUUUGGUUCUUCUACAUUUUUAAAGAAAGUGUUCUUUUUCUUUUCUUUUAAUAUGGUCCUCACCUAUAUUGCAUCAGACCAUUUUCAUAGCAAAUGUUCUUAGGUGAGGACCUAAAUGUACUUACAUAAACCAUUACAAGUAAGAUUAGAGGUUUACAAAGAAUGUUUUAUAUAUCGUCUGUAAUUCAAAAUCAGCCGAGCAUUGAAACAUUAUGCCCUAAGAAACACUAAUAGAAUCAUUCUACUAUAAUUUCUUGUGUGUUUGCAAAUGGCAGCAAAGGAGUAUGAACAGAACUUUUAUUUAAUGAAAUACUGGUAUUAAAAGCAACUUCUGUGUGGUAAUCAACACCAUACACUCCUGUCUACACAGAAUCCAAGGUGAUGGAUUAUGUAGCUCCAUUUUGAAAAUGGUUGUCCAGCUCUUUGACUGCUCCUAGAAUCGUAAAGACUUCCAUAUAUAUUUCUAUAAUUUGUAUUCCUUUUAAUUUAUUUGCUUCAUGUGGGUCUAUCUGCCUACUCAAAUUGAACGUGUUCAUGGGGCAAAACUGCAAGGCAUUUUAAUAUCUGUAUAUAGUGCAUAUAAUAAAUCCAAUUAAACAUUAUUUGAUACAUAUUUAACUUUUGGGGCUGUAGGUAAGUCAGUCACAAGUAAGCAUUUUCUAAUGUCCAUUAUAUCCCUUUAGAUAUAACUUAAAUUAAUAUUCUGAGUAGAUAACAUGUAUUAGUAUUUUUUGUCUGUAUGUCCUAGCACUGUUCAGCAACAAAUUUUUCUAGUUCCAGUUAAUUUCUCUUUGUUAUACAAUGGAAGCACAAUGUUAUAUGGAAAGGUAGUUUUAAGCUAACAACCAGUGCACAGCCUCAGGUUUUGUCUUACAACCACAUUAAUGAUUAAAUAUUAAGUUACUAAAAAAUUCAAUAUAUAAUUUGGCAGUUCCAGAGCUGCUUAUCAAUGUUGGAUUUGCCAAACCCCAAACAGAAAAUGUUACAGCAACAGCUCUCUAUGUUUUGUGUAUAUGGUAAAUGACUAAUCCUUUAUAUUAAAUUUAUGUCUAUGCAUUUUGUGAGGUACAAACUUAUGUCACGGUGAAUGAUCAAGAAUAUAUGCCAUGCUUUUAGCUCCACAGUAAAGAUCUCUCUUUGAUAUUAUGUUGAGUGUGGGGCAAAGGACAGAUUAAAAUAAUAAUAUUUUUUUUUAAAAAAGUCUAAUCCAAAUAAAAUAUUCCUCUUCCAGACCAAAAAAAGGCAACAACAAAUAAAUACAAAUAAAAAUAAAUGAAAAAAAUAAAUAAAUGAUAAGCUCUCACUUCCUGGUUCCAUGUAAACAUAAUUGACUAAAAUUCUAAAAUUGUAGAAAUUCUUAUUUAUCUCCAAAGCACUGCAAACAUUUUAAAAAAUAAGACAAAAAAGAGGAAUACAUUUCUAUAUAGAAACUAUUACUGAUGAAGUCUAAAAGCAUAAUGGCCUAUUGUAAAGAAUUAAGUCCUGGGGUUUAUUUUUUGUGUGGGGAAUGGAAGGAGGGUGGGUAACAUUUGAAUAUGGCAUCAUGUGUCGCAGUCAAUGGAAAUCAAAGGUAUUGUGUCAGAUUAUUUAUCCGAAGGCUAUAGACCUUUUAAGGACAAUAGUAGUUUUCAAAUUGUUUUUGUUAGAAGGGGAAAAAUUACUUUGUUAAUUUCAAUGAGAAAAAAAAAUGAGCGAGCGAGAGAGAGACCAUCAAUCAAGCAGCACUUUUUCAAAGUAUACAGAACAUAAAUAAUAUGAUGUGGUUGAGUGUUAACAUAAUAAAUCAUAUACAGUAUGAUAUUUUAAAGAAAUACGUCUGCAUUGAUGUGAUUGCAUGCUUGUUUUUUACAGUUCAUUCAAAAAUCUGUGGAAAAAAAUGCAAUAAUAUGAUAAUCUAGUAUGGUAAUUUGAGAGAAUCAGGUAGAAGUACUAGACACAUUGAAGCUAGUAUAGGCUUAUAACAUUAGUCAUGUUUUCAAAAAAUGAUUUGUAGAACUAAGGUAAAGGCCAGCAAUGCACUUAAACAUGUGUUGAGGUGCCUUGCUGCAUUAGAAUUAUGUUUACUAAAAUUAUAUGCCUACUGGUGUUAUAUUUACACAUUCAUACGUUUUCUCAAUUCUAUUGUGUUUAAAUUAUGUAGAAAUACUUUACCUUCUUAUUCAUCCCUAUGAAAUAAGAUUUCUUUAGGCAUCUUUCAAUGUAAGCAUUUCAAAAUGUUUAGCUACUGUAGGAUACAGAAAACACUGGAAUUCUGCAACAGAGAUAGGAAUUAGACUGUUAAAUUUUGCUUGUAGUAGAUUUAAAAAAAAAAUCUUUCCUUGCACAUUGAGAUGUACAGCAGGUUAAAAGGCAAUGAGAAAGUUCACCAGAAUGAAAAAUUACUGUCUAUCAUCACUUUAUAGCACCCAGUUAAAUCAGAUGCUCUCAAUCUUUUAUUUGAGAGCAAAGGAAGCUUUUGGAGCAGAAUAAAAAAUACACUUUAUUUAAAAUGAUACAUUCCAUAAAUGAGCAAACUUUAAUCUGAUGAUUUUGGCCCUUAAUAUUACUCCACUUUUCUCUGUUUUAAUGUAUUCAGUCCCAUUUAGAUAAAAUAGCAAUAUUAUAUCAGAUUAUUUUCAAAAAUAAUGAUGACACUUUUUCUUACCAUUGUUUGAUUUUACAGCAUGAAACCCAGUUUCUUAUCCCAUGUAAAAACUCUUAUAUUUGGAACUAUAAUUCUAGUAAUGCUGCCUCAUUUUAAUCAGUGUCCUUCAAUUGUGUUGAUUUUGCACUAGCACUUGAGCAGAUCCCAAAUAAUUCUGCUUCCUAUUUCAGUGCCUUUUCUACUAGUACAGUUCAGAAAAACAUGGGAAAAGCCAGGUAGUGAGAGGACAUGGUACUUUCCAUGUUGGCCAAGAUAUUUGCUCUUAGGUUUGCUCUUAGGUACUUGAGGUACUAAAGCAGGGGUCCCCAAACUUGGCAGCUUUAAGACUUGUGGACUUCAACUCUAACAGCAUAGCUGGCUGGAGAAUUCUGGAAGUUGAAGUCCACAAGUCUUAAAGCUGCCAAGUUUUAAACUUCUUACUAAAGUACAGACUGUACUAAAGCUUCAUUACAAACCUUUGGUUUCUUAACCAAUUCCCUGGUUGCUGCAUAGCAGAGUCAUGUUGUCAGGGUGAUGGAAGCUGUAGGCCAAUGUAUCUGGAAGACUCUACCAGUUAGAAAAUGGCCUUGUGCAAUUUGAAUGUACAGUGUAAUAGGAUGAAUAAGAGGGACAUACACAUUUACAAGCUUUACCCAUCCAGGGGGAAAUGCAUGUGUUCAACACCCUGUAUAAUUUAUAGGAAUAAUAAAAGAAGGUGAUUAUACCAUUCUAAAUCCACUUUGGGAACUCCAAGUUUAGAUUAAUACAUUAGAAUAAGACACUAAAAUUUUAUGAUAAUCUAAUUGCCUGCUUUAUCAUAGAAGACAGGUAUAAAUAAUCAUGAUCUGAAGACAGCAACUAAUGAAAUUUGAACCAAGUUAGUUGUCGCUAAGAAUGUAUUUUUGUCAUCAAUCCAUCACAUCAAGUUGUUACUGAUUACUAUUGUUCUCUUUUGCGAUCAUUAUAAUUCUUUAUUUUUUUAAAUAAAAGUAGAAGAUGGCAUCUCAGAAUAUAUGGAUCUGUUAUCUUUCAUUCUGGAAUGCCAUUUGCAAAUUUAUUAGUUUCUAGAGCCAUCCUAACCCUAAUCCUAACCAUUUACCUGUUUUUCACAGGGAAACCAUCUUACACUGAAAUUUCCUGUUACUAAAACCAAAUGUGUAAAAAUCAUAUUACCAAUUAUUCCAGUGAAUUGGACAUCUUGAGUUAAUAAUUCCCAAUGUAGGCUACCUAUUUGUGAUGAAUCUCUCAGUGAAAAGAAACAAUGGGAGCUUAUAUAAUGUUUUAUUGUAAAAGCAUUGCUUACUAUGUAUUCAUACAUACAUUAGGCAUUUUGAUCAUCACAUAUGUUACGUGUGCUUCCAUGUAACAUUGCAGUUACUGUGUAAUUUAGUGCCACUUAUUAUAAAGUGUUACCAAGAGGAAUAUAAAAUUCUUACAUUUAUUAUUCCAUUGAAUAGUGGCAAUUCUAAUCAACUGAAAACAAAACAUGCAAUUACAAAGAAUUAUCAUGGUCACAGUAGUUUUCUCCAAAAUGUUCUUAAAUCUUAAAUCUUAUCUUCUUAAUCAUUAGAGAUAAUGAUUUAUAAUAAAUGUAAACACUUAUAUAAUAAUAAAUUAGCUACUAAGAAAUUAUGCGACUAAGCUUGAAAUAGACAUUAUCCAAGUAAUGCUUUGAGUUAAGUGGCACAAAGUACAUGCUAAAAACUAUGCAAAAAUAUAGGUGACCACAGUGUACUUACAUGUAAGUAUCUUGUGCUUUCUCUGUAUGGAUAUUGGAAACACAUGUAUUUAUAAUAUGAAUUUUGAUUAUUUUAUAAGGUAGGAGAUAAAAGCUUGCAGUUAAAAUCAUGAAUUAUUACAAUACAUGCAAAACUGUCAUCUUUAAAUAUGUAUAUUUCCCCAAUUCUUUAAUUUAUUGUGAUUUAUUUUUAAAACCUAACUAUCAAUCCAUUUGGUCUAUUUUCUUAUUUGGGUGUCAUAAGGCUCCUUUCAAAUACCUUUUGAUCAAAGACCUCUACCUGCUAAUACCUUUGCUGCCAGAAAGGUCUCAGAACUGCUUAGAAAUCUAUAUCUAACCCAAACCUGGCAGUUUUUGUCUUCCUUGAAGGAACCUUGCAUUCCUAGAUGCUGAAACGUUGCCAUUUGCUCUAGUAUUUUUAGUGUGAGCAGUGGAAAGACAGCCAAAGAAAUAACCUGAACCCUAUUUCACCGAAGUAUCUCACCUGGAAUUUCUGCUGUUUAUUUCCUAAUAACCCCAGAUAAUCUUACAUAGUGAAUACAAAAUGCUUCCAUCAAACAGCAGAGAAUGCCUUUUUCAUUAAGUUAUUUUUUCCCACAAAUGUAAAUUUAUAUAAUAUUGAUCCUUUUAAUUUCAUCAUUUUUUUCUAACACGAGCUUCCAAAAGCAUUUAAAGUAGUGAGAUAACAAAUAAUAAUAAUAAUAAUAAUCACAGAGAUAAAUAUUGUGAAAUUGAACCUCGCAAAGCUUCCAAACUUCAGCCAUAGCUGUCCUUCUCUGAAGCACUAUCAUUACUACUCAAAGCACUGAAUCACUUAAUCUAUUUUCUGUUGGUCAGUUGUAAUACAUUCCUAAAAUAAAUCUAAGGUUUAAAUUUAUUAUUAUUACUAUUAAUGAUGGUGUUUUUUAAUUUGUUUUUUUAACUGUACUUCUAUUGGCAUCUUGAGAUUCUUUAAUCAUCUGAAGAUUUUGACUUUGUAGACAUCAGGCUGCAGUGUAUAUAUGUAUCUGCUAUGCUUGUAGGACAUAAUGACUGGGCUAUAGUUUGUAUAAUGGAGAUUUCUGACUGACUUACAUGCAAAGGAUCCCAUAUUGGGUUAUCCAGGUAUCUUAAUCUUGGCAAGUAUCAUUUGAUGGCAUUGAUGCACUUUGGGUCUCCAGAUUGCUCAAGAGGAUUGCAUUGAAUUUCCUCACUUUUCACAAUUGAGCCAACUGAGGUAAUGCAUUGUGCCAUUGUUUUAAACAAAAUAUUAACGUUAUAUUUGUUAAAAUAAUAUCUUAUAUACAUAUUCAACAUAUAAUUUAUUUGAUUGAAAUUAUUUUACUUUCAGAUAAGAACUGUUCAGCUAACAGCAUUAUGAAGCAUUGCAAAUUAUGAAUAAACUGCUUUAAGGGUCAACACUGAAAGCUUAGGCUGCUGUCUGCUAGUUUCCUCAUUCUGAUAAUUGCCUAAUAAUGGUAACGGAAGCUAGUUUCAACAAAGAUUAUUCUAUAUAAAUAGCAUUUUUAUUUUUAUUUUAAAGUUAAUGGAAUGUAUUUCUGCUGUAAGGAAUUCUAGACAGGAAGGCAAUUGCCCCACUGCCUUGUAGGGCUCUGAAAAAUUAGGAAAAAGGAAAAACAAUCUUGUCUAGUAAAUCACCUUCUUUUGGUUAAUUCUAAAGCAAGUACCAACCACAAGCUGUGAUACCCUAAAUAUGAGUACACUUUUGUAAAAAAAAAAUGCUAUAACUUAAUGGUUUCAAAUAUUUUUUUAGAUUUCCUUUGUCAACUCCCUUUACAAUAAGUUUCAGUUAAGGAGCCAGUUAAGCAAAAUGUAUAGCUUUUCUGUCCCUUAGAACAUUUAUAACCCAUCUCCAUGUAUGCAAACGACAGUCUUCUAUAGUUACACACACUCAAUUCAUUGCUAAGUCAGACUAAGCCUUGUUUGACUGUCUUCAUUAUACAUGUACCAAGUCCUGCAUGAAAGUAGGUAGUAUAGAUAUAUUCUACAGACUAAGAAUACAUUAUUAGAGCCACAGGUUCAGUGCUCAGGUUUCUGCUGCAGAUAUCAUGUAAAUCUUCCUAAUGGCCAAUUUUAUCUUAUUUAUUAUCCUAUAGGAAAGAGGUAAUUAGCAGCCGGAUGCACAAAUGCUUGGGCAAGCUAAGUGGAAAAAAGAAAGCUGAAAGGAUAAGUAUGCUCAGUAUGAAGUACAUAUCAAUUAUUCUCAAGAAAUUUGCAGUCCAAUCUGCAUUUGAACAUUGCAAACCCAUCUCCAAGUAAUCAUUUUUUGUGCACCAAUUCAUUACUAUAGUGUGCUUAUAGUGUACAGCAUUUUCAGGACCCCAAAAUGCAUAGAAAUGUUUUGGGAAAGGUAGGAAUGAUAAUUCAUAGACAUCUGGAACAAAAACAGGGUAGCAAAGAAACUCCAGAGAAAUAAAGUAGUUUUCCAUAUCUUAGAAUAGAUAAAAUAUGUAGUUAUAAUUAUUCAAUUGUUUACUUUAAAAAUAUCCCAUAAUUAUUGGUACUUAUGCUACAAUAGUCACUUGUCAAAAUUAUUUCUAUCUCAAAGCUGUGAUAGGUAACAAAUUGUUACAUAUGCAUUUUGAGCAUUCUAGUUUUCAAAAAUUAUAUGUGAAAAUACACAGAACACAGCAAGAAACACAAAUUUUCUAAUCUAAUGUACAGUGAUUCAUGCAAUAAACAUCUUCAUAUAAUUUGUCUGUGAAGUAUGCUCAAGAACCUGCAUAAAAGAAGAGAAUUCCUUAUUGAAAACACUGGUAGUUCUGGCCCCAAUCCUUUAAGUUAGCUGAAGCCAACCUGGCAAAUUCCAGUUGAAUUUAUUAUAACACAGCUAUAGAAACUUUUCAGAUAAAUUAUUUUUACCUUUCUUUUUUUAGAAUGUAGACAAACUGCCAAAUUAACAGGCAUUUUCAUGUGGAUCCAGAAAUCAUUUUUUUCCCAAAAAGAUUUUAUUUUAGCACAAGAUUUACAAUCACUGUACUAAUCACAAAUGCACUAUACAUUAAUAUUUCUUUAUAGUAUUUCAACCUGAAAAGAUGUCUUAUUUAGAAAAAAUAUUUAUAAAAGAAUGAUGCAUUGAUAAGUAAAAGAUAGUAUUUUUUUUAUUCUAGAAACAUAGAUAAUCAAAUUAUACACUUUCUGUAAGCAUCUGAUUAAUUUAGCAAUAAUAUGUAUAUACUUUAAUUAUAUUUUAUAUAUUUUCUGCAUUUCCAUACUAUAAAGUGCAUGCAUACAUAUACAGACAUGCCAAAGGACUGCUUUCUUUUGAGACAAUUUGUACAAAUUCAGCAGAUCCUCAUUUUCUAUUACCAGCCUUACAAUUUUAUAGGUAAGAAAGCAGCACUAUUUUAAAAAAAACAACUCUAUGCACUAUAUAGUUUCCCAGCAUUUUCAAUUCAAAAUGCACUUUAUAGUUUGACCAAAAGUUGGGAUGUUCAAAGUUUUUUGCAAUUAGCUCUUCCUUCUUUCAAUCUUUUCUUCUUAAAAAAAACAAAAACCAAAACAAAUCUGAAAAGGGCAUUUUAUGAGUAAAUAAGGUGGUGAAUUCCAUUUGUCCCACUGACAUAGGUCUACAACUGCCAAGUUAUAAAGUAUUCCCCAUUCAUUUCAUUUUUAGGCUUUCAACUUUGGGGAAUCCACUUAUACGUUUUCAUUGUUAUAACACAUAAAAUAUUUUCUGUCCUAUCUGAUCCAGGACUGCUAGACCAAUGGGACUGGUAAACUCUUUCCCCAGGUUGGUAGCUAACUGAAAAGUGACUACAUUGGCCUAAGAACUACAGUGUAACUGACAUGCAAUUUCAACUAUGUUUUGGACACUACAUCACUUAAUUCCAUACAGAGGAAUUAAGAAUGCAGCACUGACAAUGGAAGCACAGUUCGCAUUAUUUCAUAAUUUUUACUGAACAAAAUGCAUAUUGUAAUGUUAAGUACAUGACACUUGCAUGUUGCUAUGCCUAUAUACUUUCAGAGUUUUCAGUGUGUACUUUGUGGCGCUUAAAAUGUCAUGUACAAUUUUUAUCAACAUUCUACAGGGUUCCCAUUUGCACUUCAUAUUUCAGUAAAGUCUUGUCAGAGAAUUGUCUGAAUAUUAUUAAAAUGAAUAAAAUUUCAAUUUUAGUUAUCUGUUGGACAUUACUGAAGUGUCUAUUCAUUUAAUACAUUUUGGAAUUCUUGAAUUUAAUAUGGAAUAUUAUCAGAGAGCAUAUUGGCAAAUGUGAGGAACACAAAGUAUCUUGAAUAAAUAUUAGCAAAUAUUAGAAAUAUUGAACCUUUCCCAAUAAAAAUGUUUCAGGCAUCUCUCAUAAAGAAGUACUAUGAAAUUGCUUACCCAAUAUACUUAACUAAGAGCCUUAUUGCAUGUAUUGAAAUAUCAAUUGGAUAAUAGCGCAAGAGGUGCAACUCUGCCAAAAUGGAGACUGAAAACAAAGACGAUCCAUCCAUCCCCUCAUCCAUCCAUCAGGAAGCAGAUCAGAGCACAAAAAGUAUCUCAGGUAACUUCAGAUUUACGUAGGCAACUUAGGGUUUAAUACAGAAGAUUUUGUAACUGUGCCAGCUCGACCAAGAGCAGGUGAAAUAUCAUAGUCCUGGUCAUGAAAAUAUCUCCAUGAUAUUAGCAUAUACUUUAAAUUAUAAAUAUGAAGCAUGUAAUAAUUAUAGCUUAACCUCAGAAGUGGAAUAUCCAAAAAUACUGCCAUAGACAUUGAAUAAAUUUGAUAGGAUACCAGAUAUUUUUUUAAAAAAAUUAAGGGAUCACUAAACAAGAGAACUUUAAAUCAAAUCAGACCAAAUACCAGUGCUUGCUUUCCAGCUAAAGCUAAAGAGGGAUGGUGUGAGAAUGGAUGGAUACAUGCAUAUUUGAAACAGGCAAACUAUGGCAACUUUAAUUCCCUUCCAACAUAUUGAGACAAAAAUCUGGGGAAAGAAGCAAAUAAAAUCUCCCUCUACAGCUUUUGAUCCUAAACUUAACCAGCACUAGAACUCUGAAACUAGAAGAUAUAGUAUUUGAUCAAGAAUAUGUUAUAUUAGAAUAUCAAUCAGCUUAUCAAAACAAUAUCAAGAAGAAACAAAAUCUGUGUAAAAGGCAAUUGGGAUUUAUAUAUAUGCCCCAUACAGCAGGGGUCCCCAACCACCAGUCCAUGGACUGGCACCGGUCCACAGUAUGCCAGCAACUGGGUCACACAAACAAGCAAAGCCCCAUCUGCGGGAUGCAGGCAGCAUGCAAAACCAUGCCACUCCAGUCUGCGGAAAAAUCUCCACUGAACUGAUCCCUGGUGGUCAAAAGAUUGGGGGCUGCUGCCAUUUUAAAUAGUAUUCUAACUUUAUUAUAUUGACUUUAUUAUUACAUCUACAUUUUGCUUUAGUCAAAAAGGGGGGAAAGUAUGAAAAUGCGGAGUAGGAAUAGGAGUUGUAUGCAUUUUUGGGGUAUCUCUGAGAACUUACUAUGCUAUAACUGCCAUAAUUACUUCAAACAGUAAUCAUGGCAGUAAACAAUAUGAAAUCACAUGAUAUACAUAUAUAAUUUGACUGCAGAUCAAAGAUUUUGCAAUCUAGCCAGCUUGCUAUUGAAGUUAAUCUAAACUGUUAAAAAACAUUUCUAGAGUAAUCACUGAUUCCAUUAAAAGUUGGACAAAUGUCUUGGGAAUUCACAAAAUGACAACUUUUCAGUCAUUUUCUAAAGUACCAGUUAGAUUGGGUGAUUGAUUUUCAUGGAUAGAAAUGUUACAGACACAGACGUAGACACAAGACUAGCAGCAACAAUAUUUAGAUAACAACUCAGGCAGAAGUCACCAGGGUUUGUGAACUUUCUUGGGAAGCUUAACUCGGAGUUAAAAUGGCAUCUUCCAGGGAAAUAGCUUGAAGUUGCCUCUCCUAGUUAUUUCUGCAUACAGUUCUUGCAGAGACAGCAGAAACUCCUUUUGAACUACAAAGAGAAGAAAAAAGGCUCACAAGAUAAAGCACCACUUCUCCAGUUUUGUUCUAAUGUGGGUAAGAUCACAGAAUCGUAUUGCUAGAAGAGACUGCUGGUCAAUAAUCUUUUAAUGGUAUGACAUUAAUUUAGUAUGUAAAAUUUGGAACCAAUUACUUGGUGUAUACUAUAGUAUCAACACUUGCUGCUAACUAUAUUAGAAUUUUUUGUACUUUUUUGGAAUGGUCAUGAUUCUUAUUGUUAAGCUUCAAUUUAAUGAGAAUUGAAAACUACUUCUAUUUUCUCCUGAAUUUAAUCUCAUGACUUUUCAUAUAGGAGUUAUAGCUACCUCAUUUACCUAAGAAAUAAAUAUAACCAAAAGUGAAUCUCACACAAAACCUUCUGUACUUAAAGCCACAGGCAGCUGUUUGGCUUUCCCAUAUGAUACCCAUUCCUUAAUAAACACCACAGGAAGAUGAUUAGGAAUAGGAGUGAUACCAAUCCAGUUUAAUCUGACAAUCUCACUUGCUCAACAUAUUGAACUGGAUCAUUUAAAAGUCCAUUAUAUAUUAUGAACUCUGAAAUAAAGUCAUUUCUGGACCAGGAUUAAUAUCCAGAUCCCCAUCCAGAGUCCCUGAGGUAAUUACACAGCACCUUAACUGAUUCAGCUAUGUUGUAGAAAAUCAAAAGUGAAAAUCAAUUUGGUCUUUUAACCUCUGAAUACAGAAGGAAGAUUUAGAACAGCAUUCCAAGAACAGGACUAUUCCAGGUAUUCCUUAGGAUUUUGUUUUUCUUUGUGUUAGUUUAUUACUUUAUGCUCUUUCACUAAGGUGAAGGACAGAGGACUUGAAAUGAGAGCAGAGACUUGAUAUGAUUAGUUACCUCUAAAUUAUCACUAGUUGCACAAGGUAAGUCAUUUGCCAAGAAAUUGCUGCAAAUGUAUUCAUGCUGUGUUAAUUUUUGCUUCUACAUCUUAUAAAUUUUUCUUGUUUGUUUUCAAUGCUUUAUAUUCCAUGUUGUAUGAGCUAUGUAUAAGUUGUACUUUGAAAAAUACUUGUGAAUUUCAUAGCUUACACUUUUUUGAUAUGGAAAGCACUGCAUAAAUAAGUUAAGAGAUAUAAAAGCUUAUCUUUGCUUUAUGAUAACCAUCCAUAUUGUGCUUGAUAAAAAUGUUUUGUUUUUUCAAGUUUAUAAAACAUAACCUCAUGAAUCAUUGCUUGGUGACUCCAAUAUUCAUUCCUAAGAUGCUAUCAACAUGUUUUGGUUGCAGCUUUAGGAAAAUGAAUGCCUUACUGUGUAGGGCUGAAUUCCUGAAAUAAGUAACUUAUUCGGUAAAUAGCAGACAAUUCUACAUAAUUUUGGAAGGGCUACUGGAAAUGACCUACCUCUAAAUAGGACAUAUUACAUUUUAAGAGAAGAAAGAAAAAAUACUAGUGAAAUAAAUACUGGUGAGUUAGUUAUUAUUUUUUUCCACUUCUUCAUUUUGUUGAAACAAUGUUCAUAUUACAAUUCAUCCAAUAACUUCCAGAGUGGUAAACAGUAUACCUCCACACAACAUAUAUAUGUCUGUCCGUAUGUGUGUGUGUGUGUGUGUGUGUGUGUGUGUGCAGUAUGUACUCUGUCUGUUUGUGUGAAUGAGAGUGUGUGUGUAUGUUAAAAACUAAAAUAAUUUAGUCAAACUAAAAGACAUAAAUAAAAAAGACGUAAAUAAAAAAGUUUUAACCAAGCACCAAUAUAAUCAAUAUUUACAUCCUCUUAGGAAUAAAGUCUUUGAAAAAGCUAUCCCCUUUGUAGUUACAUAGCAGUCUUGCACUAAUCAAUUACAUGACUAAGAAUGUCAACAAAAUAUCCAAUUCCAUUUCUACUAAUCUGAAAGGAAGAUUUCCCUUAUAGCAAUUAAAAAUUUCUCUUCAUCUCAGUUUGAACUGAAUUGCUAUUUAUAAAUUUUCUCAUAAGUUUUGUUUUCAAAAUUCUGCUUAUACAUCAUAGAUAUAUUGCAUGCACAUUAUCUUAUGUUUUCUAACUAUGGAUUGCUUUAUUCUGGAUGCAUUAAGCUACAGACUAGACAGACUUCUAUUUGAUCUGUUUCAUCUUGAUUUCCUAUACAGAACAGAAGAUUGCAUUUGAUGGCAACUUCCAACUGUAUGUUUCUUAUAUUGUUUUGAUUAUUAUAGUCUUCAAACUAUUGUUUGAACUGAUUUGCCCCAAUUUAUAUGCUUCGAUGGAGCAUACACUUUAAGAGAUCUGAAGGAACAAUUACCACCCCCCAAAAAAAGGUGCUCUCCAAAUCCAUGGUGCACAAAUUGGUAUCAGAAAGUUUAUCACUUCAGGACAGAAUAAAGAGAUGUAGGUUUGAAAGUGACAUACAAUUCUGAUACAGUGAUACAAAUCAUACAAAGAUAGUGAUUGCAUGCUUCUAGGGAUACAGGUUUGCUACCAUGGCUGGAAUGGAGAAAAAAUGCAGUACGAAAACUACAGCUAAAAAUCAGUGUCAAAUUGUCAAUGCCACAUGACAAUCCAGAACUGAUCUCGAUAAAGAAUCAGCUAGUCCAACAAGUGAGGCAAACUUUGGUCUAAAUUAGUAGCUCCUAUGCUUCUA
Messenger RNA from Ahaetulla prasina, 15104 nucleotides. RefSeq names its product cell adhesion molecule 2 (gene CADM2). The record is from RefSeq and is a predicted model, not a curated record. The coding region runs from base 600 to 1937 and encodes 445 amino acids. Lineage: Eukaryota; Metazoa; Chordata; Lepidosauria; Squamata; Colubridae. The transcript has 11 exons.